GUCAUUGACACCGUCCCCUUUGUCAUAUAUGUCCACAAGCGCUAAGAAUCAUAAAGAACAAAGCCACGAAUCUGAAUACCUUCUCAUGCAAUCCAUGGCUCCUAGACUUUUUAAGACGCCUAGCUCACUUUCUUUUGGAAACCCCUGGUUUUACCAGGACUCCCAUUCGAAUAUUCUACCAUCGAAUUUUAACUUUUCGCUUCUCUGACUCUUAUAUCUUUCAUCAUGGCUGAGCAGUGGUGGGAAUUUUUACAUAACAUGCUAUACAGCCAACCAUGGAUGCAUCAUAGCCUCGUAUAUGCCGAAACCAAUCCCUGGACAGAAUAUUUCAACUCCACCCCAAUGGAGAAAUCAGUGACAGAACAGAAGGACGUACAGUCCGGAACUCCACAUGUAACCAAUUUCAAUAUAACUGCUAGUCAGCUCAAGCAGCCGCAAGACAGCGCUCACAAGUCGGAUGUGCUGCCGCCGGGAGAAUCGGCUGCUUCGUGGCUAAAGAAAUAUAAAGAUAGCUUCAUCCAGAUUAAGCGAUCGGGCGCGCUUCGUCACCAUAGGUCGAAUGUACAGUUGCCGAGGGUGAGGAGUGUGGUGGAGGUAAGACAGACGCAGAGGCGUGACACGUUGGAUCGUCUGCUUAAUCUUGAUAAUCUUGAUAAUGGAGUGGUUUUGCCUAGGGAUCAGGACGAGCGGAAUGUACAGCAAGAUAGUAGUGUUCUAAAGCCGACAAGUCAGUGGCGAAACCGAGUAUACCGCGUGCAGAAACGGGUAGGCGAUUUCCUAAGGCGUGCUGGCGCUGUGGUGUAUCCUGCCUCGGGGGUGGAGAAGAAGCAUCUGGAUAUCUUCGAGGCGGAAACCAACCAAGACGAGAGUCUGCAACAGCAACAGCAGCAACAGCAAGUCGGCGAGGGCGAGCCAGUCCAGUACCCUGACCUGGGUGGCGAGCCAUCUAAACUCGGAGAAGCCACUCCCACUAAUAGCCAAGCCCAAGAGCACCAGGAGGUUAGCAACAACAACAACAACAACAACAACAACAAUAGUGGUAACAAAAUACCCCCCAUCCCAGAGAGUCUACUCGUAGAACUCCUCGGAGAGCAGGAGGCCAGACUUAUCGAGGAAAGGCUACAGCGACUCAGGGGGGAAGACGUUGCGCCUAGUAACAACAACGAUGAUGCGCCGGCCGCACCAACACCACCACCACCACCACCACCACCACCACCACCACCAUCUAAAAUCCUCACCCCAAGACCCUUCCACAUCAGCCAGGUAGCACAUCUAGCGCCCUCAUACAUCGCCGCACAAAAAGCACGACAGCGCCGCCAAGCCCCUCCCCCUCCCCUUCCCUCUACUACUUCUCCCUCGCGACAACCUCCUCAUCGUGGAGCGGGGGGUGCUAAUACCACCACCGCCACCACCACCACCACCAUCGCCACGCGCAGCGGAAAUAACAACGCACAGACACAAGUCGAUACCACCCAACCGCGCGCACCCAUACAGCCGCUGUGGAGAGGCGCCAGAGGAACUAGGGAGAUCUGGUUUGGCGUUGGGCCCGGGACCGGGAGGGACGUGGGUGGGCGGAAGGGGCAGGGGAGGAGGGUUUAACCUAGGGGCUUGGUGCUCGGAGCUUGAAGCUGGAAGCUG
Molecule: messenger RNA, 1638 nt
Organism: Daldinia vernicosa
Lineage: Eukaryota; Fungi; Ascomycota; Sordariomycetes; Xylariales; Hypoxylaceae
Exons: 1
Coding region: 226-1599 (457 amino acids)
Source: RefSeq, a predicted model, not a curated record